Oppiella nova is the source of this 681-nucleotide messenger RNA. The record is from the annotation of a GenBank genome assembly. Lineage: Eukaryota; Metazoa; Arthropoda; Arachnida; Sarcoptiformes; Oppiidae.
AUGCAUACACCGAUUGCCACGAAAACUAAUGAUAAGAUUAUCGCUGAAGACUCGGACUCAGAGAUAUAUUACUCAUACGAUGACGAGUCAGAUGAGGAAUACACCACUCCAUUGGCUGCCAAAUCAGUGGUGACAUGGGCUCUGAAUCCACUCGCGAAAGAAUGGCGACAAAAGAGUUGUUCUGAGUUUGACAGACAAUUAGUGAAUGGGAACCAAUUUCUGGAACCUCUCGUCACUGAUAAUGGAUAUACUGUCACAUCCAUUGAUUCCAUUACCAGUGUCUCAUCCUAUGACCCAAUAAUGAGUCGCUUUAAAGAAUUUCUAUGGGAAGCGUUCAAUAACCCAAUGGAUUCCGAUAUCGUAUUUAUUUUGCAAAACAAACCCAUUUAUUGCAAUAAAGCUAUUCUGAAGCUUCGAAACAAAAAGUUUUGGCAAAAAUGUGAACAGAGUUUGGGCACUGAAUCUGAAGUGAAAAUCAGUGUUUAUUCUUACGAGACAUUUAUAGCACUUCUCAUGUAUUUCUAUGGACUCACACCCGACGUGAAUGACCGCAACUGCACUGAACUGAUAAAAUUAGGCAACAUUUAUGAUGAACAGGAGCUCAUUGAUCUCUGUACUCAACACAUAUCCACUAUUAAAUCAUAAUUUAAAUCCAGUUUUUUGCAUUUCAUUAAAUCUCAC